UUUCGUGCACGUUUGAAAAGAGAAUAUUAUGACACUGAAGAAAAUGAUGACGACAGACUGAAAGAAGAUAAUAGGCCCCCAAGUGUUGACGAAAAAGACUGGGAGUGGCUUGUAUCAUACUUUGGCACUCCAGACUUUCAGAAAAAGAGUCGCAGAAACAUUGAGAAUAGGUCAUACCUUGAUGCCGGACAUACGGCAGGAACAAAAAGUUUUGCACAAAAAGCACAAGAUAUGUUUGAACGUGACAAGGUAAUGCCAGGAUUAUUGGAAUUGUACGAGGAGACUCAUACUAGAAGCGACAAAACACCUGUAACUCAAUCGGCACAGGACACCAUGAAUGAAAUUAAGCAGCUAGUUGAGCAACGAAACAAUUUGGAAACAAAAAUGACUGAUGAAGAAAUCUAUGCAACAAUUAAGCCAAAACGCAAGCCAAGUGCACGUGAUCGACAAAAAGGGAUAAGUCCCUCAGUGACAUCAUUAUUUGGGUCAUUUAGUGAAGGAGAAAAGUUUCGCAAAGAGGCUGAAGCAUCCAAAAAUGAAGCUAGUGAGGCAAAGAAGGAAGCAAACGAGGUAAAGGAGAAGAACGAAGCUCUAAGUAAUACAGUGAGAGGCCUCGAAAAGAAAUCUAGACUUAUGGAACGCGCCCUAGAAGCCUUCAUGAAUUUGGCUGGAUACAACAUGUCCGACUCAAUAUGGAUGCGCUGCUAUGCUGUUAUUGUUCUGCUUCUGCUGGUCUGCUGUUCUUGUUCUGCUGCUGUUCAAGUUGAAGUUAAUAUACUGGAGUAUGGUUCAAGUUCAAGUUCUGCUGUUAUGCUUCUAUUCUGA
This is a messenger RNA of Beta vulgaris subsp. vulgaris (sugar beet), 825 nucleotides long. RefSeq lists its product as uncharacterized. NCBI's taxonomy places the organism in Eukaryota, Viridiplantae, Streptophyta, Magnoliopsida, Caryophyllales, Amaranthaceae. The transcript has 6 exons. Bases 232 to 825 code for a protein of 197 amino acids. The record is from RefSeq and is a predicted model, not a curated record.